Chlamydomonas reinhardtii is the source of this 2476-nucleotide messenger RNA. RefSeq lists its product as uncharacterized. Lineage: Eukaryota; Viridiplantae; Chlorophyta; Chlorophyceae; Chlamydomonadales; Chlamydomonadaceae. Bases 178 to 2124 code for a protein of 648 amino acids. Gene Ontology annotation, biological process: SCF-dependent proteasomal ubiquitin-dependent protein catabolic process. Gene Ontology annotation, cellular component: SCF ubiquitin ligase complex. The record is from RefSeq and is a predicted model, not a curated record. The transcript has 12 exons. Gene Ontology annotation, molecular function: protein binding.
AACACACUUGCGGUUGAUGCAUACGACUUCAGCACAGCACAAGCCGUCUGCUGAAACCAACCUAGUAGAAACGUCGCUUGCAUUGCCCUCGCUCCAAGUAGCAUGGUUAAAAAGAGAACAGAACCAGAUGGCAAUAAGGCCGAGGAGGAAGCCGAGCCAUCCAAUCGACGCGAGGGAAUGGCCCAAAUUGCGCGCAAACGAGCUGCGCACUUCGCCAAUUUCCAGGAUGACGACGGCGGUGACGACGAUGACAACAUUCACGCUGGCGGCGACCAGGCCCGCACGUUGGGGCCGUGGAGCAGUGCGAUGGAGCUCGUGAACGCGCGUGGGAAGGCGCAGCACGACCGACAGGCCAAGCUGCAGGCGGCUGCCGAGGCAGAGCAGGAAGGCGAGGCAGAUGCGGCGGCUCACUGGCACCCCAGCCGGGACCCGGCCCUGGGCCCGCACCCGCGCGACCCCGUCAGGCCGCUGUUUGGCCAGUGCCUGGACGUGCUGACAGCCUACAUAGACUGCGUGGAGUCGCUGUGGGGCGUGCCGGACGCAAUCAAGGUGCGACUGGCUGCACACGUGUGCGCACGGCGGAAGAUGUCACCCGAGGCGGCGCGGCUGUUUGCCACGUCGGCGCCCACGGAGGUGCUGGUGCCCGACUGCACGCAGCUGGACGCAGCCGCCAUGACCGACCUGCUGAAGGAGGUGACGGGGCCCAGGUUGCAGCGGUUGGAACUGGGCUUCUGCGGCCGCGGCUUCGGCGACGACGCGGCGGCGCUGGUGGCGGCGGGCGGCGGCAGCGGCGGGGCGUUGGAGGAGCUGGAGGCUUUGACGCUGGAUGGCGCGUACCGCCUGUCUGACGCCGGGCUCAUCCAGCUGCUGUCCGCCACGCCGGCGCUGCGGCGGCUGUCGGUGGCUCAGGGCUCGCGCUUCACGUCCGCGCUGCUGGACAAGCUGCCGGCGCUGGUGCCGCAGCUGACCCACCUGAACCUGGCGGACUGCCGCGGGCUGGGCGCAGAGGCGCUGGCGGCGGCGCUGCCCCGGCUGCAGCAGCUGCGCAGUGUGCGCCUGGACCUGAUCCCCGAGGUGGAUGACGCGGUGCUGGUGGCGCUGGCCACGCGGCUGCCGCACCUGGCCGAGCUCAGCCUGCGCUGCUGCCAGGCCGUGUCGGACGCGGGCCUGCGGGCGCUGGCCGCCAGCGCGCGCGGGCCGCACUUGGAGCUGCUGCGCAUCGACGAGUGCGGCGGCCGCGUGACGGACGCCGGGCUGGCGGCGCUGGCGUCCCAGUGCCGCGCGCUCAAGGUGUUCUCGGCGCGUCGGUGCGCCAAGCUCGGCGACGAGGCGCUGGCGGAGCUGCUGCGCGCGGGCAGCGUGACGCACCUGUGCCUCAGCGGCGUGGCGGGCGUGGGGCCGGCGGUGGCGGACGCGCUGGCGGCAUGCUGCCGCGAGAGCCUGGAGGAGCUGGACGUGUCGUUCUGCAGGAAGCUGCCGGACCGCGGCCUGGGCCUUGUGCUGGAGCGCUGCGGGAAGCUGCGCCGCCUGUCAGUGUUCGGCUGCAGCCAGCUGUCAGCCGCCUCCCUGUACGGCCACUCCAACGCGGGAUUAGUCAUCGAGGGCAUCCACACCAAGGUGGAUCUGGAUCUGGGCCUGGCGCAGAAGCGGGCAGCGGCCGCGGCAGAGCCGGGGGAGGGGCAAGGGUCGGGAGCUGGAGCGGGAGGGAAAGGGGACGGGGACGGGAAGGAUGGAGAGGAGGAGGAGGAGGCUGGCGGGGACAAGGAGGAGGCGGGGCACGGUGGUGGAGAGGGAGGCGGCGCGGAGGAGGGCGGGCAGGAGGCAAACGGAGGCGCGGGCACUAGCGAGCAAAACACUCCAUCGCCAGGAGGCAAGGCGGGGACAGGGCGGGGGAAGAAGAGCGGCGCGCAGGGCAAGAAGGCGGCGGCAGGUGCCGGGGAGGCAGGGGCGGCGCGGAAGCGGCGCGCAGCCGGCGAGGCCGGUGCGGCGGGGGCGGCGGGCUCCGCUGGGGCGGCAGGAGGGGCCCGGCCGCGCAAGGGUGGUAAGAAGGCGGCUGCGGCGGCCCCGGUGGACGAGGCAUUGGAGGCGGCUAAGCAGGCGCCCCCAGCGGAGGAAUGGUUCUAGGUGCUGCAAGACAAAGACGAAGACAACCAUGCGCAGGAUGAGCACUGGUACUGCACGGGUGAAGGCGUUGGCGUGUCUGUAUUAUAGUUACAUUGAGGCUGCAGUGUGGUGCGUUGGCGGCCGACAUGAGUCCGUAGGAAUGGAUGAUGUACAGUAGGAGGCCCUGGGUAGGCCCCGACAUUUUGGACCGUACGUGUUGCCCGCUACUGCGGCGCAGUGGAUGCUACUGAAUCUCAAACAGUCCUGUUAUUAAGGAGGUGGCUGCCUUAGGGAGGCAGGAAAAGGGCUGAGCCCUCCCCUCCCGGGUCGUUAUCAACCCAGCCACCUUGACGCGGGCGCCUACUAAGCACAC